Molecule: messenger RNA, 854 nt
Organism: Paramecium sonneborni
Lineage: Eukaryota; Ciliophora; Oligohymenophorea; Peniculida; Parameciidae
Source: the annotation of a GenBank genome assembly
AUGCAAAGAAAAAGACGUUGUGCAUUUGAUUCAGAUAGUCUGGAGGAAUAUAUUUAAGUAGAAAAUAUUUAAAAAUGAAGCUGGCAACUAUUGGAUAGAAUUAAACUAACCUAUUCUAUGAUGAUAAAAAACUAAAAUGGUUAAAAGGGAGAAAAUAAGUUGAUGAUGAAGAAGAAAUACCAAAAGACAUUGAAGGAUUUGAACAUAACUAUAGCUCCCCAAAGAUGGAUUAUAUUGAUACUUCUGAAUUACCUCCUGAUAUAGUUUUGAAAUCAGGAGAUGACAUAUUUAGUCAUCAUAUAAUGAUUUUGGGAGAUAUUAAUGAAUAUGUGAAAUAAUCAUUGACAAUAUUUUGCAUGCAGAGCCGAAAAAAUAGUAAUGAGGAUUUUAAUGAAGAAUUAAUAUCCCCAAUCAAAAGGUAUUAUUAUUAUGUCAUGAACUAAGCAAACUUUGCUUGGAUUUAGCCAUAAAGAGAAUUUAAGAAAAAAACGGAGUCCAUAUAGUUAAGUUUCUUAUGCAUGACAUGACAAUAUAGAAUUAUGGUCCAAUAAUUAAUGGUAUGAUGAUUUGUAAAUGAUAGUUUACUUUCUAUAAACUUCGAAUUACAUACUAAUUUUAAAUAUCGAUUAAAAUGAAUCAUAUGCUUAGAAAGAAUAGGAUAUGAUAGAAUCAAUCAAAUAGAAAGCUGCUGUAGUUAAGAACAUUUACAUUUUGUACUUUACCGAAUGUGAUGUACAGGAUUAAAGAAUACCUAACAAGUAUUAUUGCAAUUAAUGGAAUAUAAGUGUGAUUCUUUCAUAAGUAUACAAUAUAAAUUUAAAACUAAGAUCAUAGACCAAGUAAUUAAUUAAUGA